AUGAAAGUAUUACUCGAUCCUAAGAAUUAUUUCCUCGGACAGUUGAAACAGUUACUCCAACAGUGUCUCGGUCGAUUACAAUUGUCAGAAGUGCAACCGCCAGAAUAUCGUUCAAAACUCUAUUUCGUCGAAACCAUGACAUUCAAAUUAGAAAAUAACGUUGUUGAAUCUUUGAAUUCUGCACACAAUGCUCUACUUUGUCAUCCGUAUGACGACACGAUGGAAAGUCUUAUUCUGUUUGUUGAUCAUUCAAAUUUUCAUUCAACACUACAACGGUCACUUUUGAAUGAUAUUAAACAACGUCCAUUGUCCCUGGUUGAUAUCACACCGCCAACAAAGUUAAUGAAUUUAAAUUUUUUGAAAAGGACAGAACGUUUAAUUAUGUUAAAGAAAUAUGAACGUUCAAUUUUAAGACGAAUGGCUGAGAGUGAUCCUGUUCAAGCAGCAUACUCUUAUAUUGAUUUAAUUUUGGCAGUAUCUGGAAGUUACUCUCUCUUUGCUACAAAUUUAAUUAUAUGUUUAUAUUUCUUUAAAACAAUGAAUAAUCCUAAAGCAACGACGGGUGAAUUGUACGCUUAUCGUUCUAUUGUCUAUGAGAUAUCAUUCGAAACCUUUCUUGUCACACGACAUCAUGUAUCGUUAUACAUUCAAAUGUAUCUCUAUAAACUACUAUAUACAGUGAUUGUACGCUCAUCUGAAUUGUUUGCUAAACGAAUUACCACCUUGUCGGUUCAGAAACGUAGAACUGGAAGUGAACCACUCAUGAAUGGCGAUCACGAAAGACUACUAGAUGAAUUAUUGAAAAACAUAGUUCAUUUGUCCAAAGUUACUCCCUUUACACACGCACCACCAACAGCACUGGUUCAUGAUACGAUCUAUCUACAGUGUGCUGGUAACGAAUUCCUUUCAAAAUAUUUAAAAUUAAUGUCUCCACGUUCUACAAUGUAUCGAUACUACUUUUUCGAAGCUAUUUGGAAAGGUUGGAUUGAUGAUGAAAAUUUCAAUCAGGAACGUAAAAAUUGUAUGGGAGAUUUUUUAGAUGAUCAUGGUUGGUACACGGAAGAUGUAGAAGAUUUACUUUGCUGGUCAUUGGUACCACGCACAGAUGAUGGAUGGUUCUUGAAUACAAAACAUCAAUUACAAUUACAAAAGCCAGCCUAUUCACAAGUUAUCGAUGUAACACUGAACAAUGAUACAGGCGAGAUUGAAUUUUAG
Didymodactylos carnosus is the source of this 1215-nucleotide messenger RNA. The record is from the annotation of a GenBank genome assembly. NCBI's taxonomy places the organism in Eukaryota, Metazoa, Rotifera, Eurotatoria, Philodinida, Philodinidae.